AUGAAGCUGAAGCAAUUAGAAGGCUUGUUGGGUGAUCUUCAACAAUUCUCCAAUCCUAAAGUGGAAUUGGAGCAAUACCCAACUGGUCCUCACAUUGCUUCUCGCAUGCUUUUCACUGCAGAGAAUUCAUAUGGAGACAUAAGCGAUAAAGUCGUUGCGGAUUUUGGUUGUGGCUGUGGUACUUUAAGUGCUGCUGCUGCUCUUUUAGAUGCAUCGUAUGUGAUGGGAUUCGAUAUCGACCCACAAUCUCUUGAAACAGCAACACUAAAUGCAGAGGAACUUGAGGUGGAGAUAGAUUUCGUUCAGUGUGACAUUACAAACUUAGAGUUAAAAGGCCAGAUUGUGGAUACUGCUGUAAUGAACCCUCCAUUUGGGACAAGAAAGAAAGGAGCUGACAUGGAGUUUCUCUCUGCGGCAAUGAAGGUCGCCUCACAAGCAGUUUAUUCAUUGCAUAAGACAUCUACUAGAGAACACAUUAAAAGGGCGGCAUUGCGUGAUUUUAAUGCAAAAAGUGCGGAAGUUCUGUGUGAGCUCCAGUAUGACUUGCCAAAACUCUACAAGUUCCACAAGCGAAAAGAAGUUGAUAUUGCCGUCGAUCUGUGGCGUUUUGAGCCUAGACAGAACUAG
Arabis nemorensis is the source of this 627-nucleotide messenger RNA. The record is from the annotation of a GenBank genome assembly. Lineage: Eukaryota; Viridiplantae; Streptophyta; Magnoliopsida; Brassicales; Brassicaceae.